AUGUCAGCGAGUAACGUCAGCGCAGCACCAGGGUCACUGCGUACUGUGCCAGUGUUGUUGAGCAACAACGAGCGGACCAUACGGGUCAACGCGUUCCUGGACGACGGCACGACGCAGACGCUGAUCAGCGCAAGUGCCGCAGGUGCACUUGGUCUCCGCGGAGAGACGAAGAAGAUUACAAUGUCUACUCUGAAUGGGCACCAAGAAACGUUUCAGAGUAUGCCAGUCACUGUCACACUGUCUGACUUGACCAACAAGACAAGCGUGGACAUCUGUGCUAACACUGUACCAGCAGUAUCUCGGUCGCUAACACCAGUAGACUGGGAGAUUGUCAAGAAGAGCUGGCCACACUUGGAGAAUGUCCAGUUCCCGAAGCUCAGUGAUUGGUCGACAGUUGACCUUCUGAUUGGUAUUGACAACAGCAGCCUGCAUGUAUCGCUAGAAGAAGUCAUCGGUGGUCCAGGUGAGCCAAGUGCCCGGAGAACACCACUCGGCUGGACAUGUGUGGGUCCCAUCAGUCAAACGGCGGGAGACUCCCGGGUAUCGGCCAGCGUGCACCAUUGUCUGAUGACUCAGUCAGACGCCGACCUCACUCAGCUGGUGAGGAAGUUCUGGGAAGUAGACAGUCAGCCCGCGGCAGAUGGAGCGGCACUUCUAAUCCCAGAUGAGCGACAUGCACAGGAGACGGUCGCAAAGUCGAUCAAGCACAUUGGAAGCCAAUACAGUGUUGGCAUUCCAUGGAAGGAUCACCCGCCCGGAGCUAAUGCUAGCUACCACACUGCUCUGAAGCGGUUGGCCAACACCGAGCAGCGGCUGAGGCGAGACGCAGCAGUCGGAGAAGUCUACGCCGCUACGAUAGCGGAACACAUCAGCCAGGGCUAUGUGCGCCGGGUUGACACCGCAGACGUCAACAACGGAAACUCGUGGUACUUGCCCCACUUCCCGAUAGUCAAGCCGGACAAGACCACAACAAAAGUACGCAUCGUGUUCGACGCCGCAGCGAAGUCGAACGGCAAGUCAUUGAAUGACUUCAUCUUGCCCGGCCCCAAAUUACAGCAAGACCUGGUGAACGUACUGGUUAGAUUCCGUCGUGAGCCGAUCGCACUGGUCUGCGAUAUUGCCCAGAUGUACCUCCGUAUCAGCCUAAAUCCAGACGACCGGCGCUACCAUCGAUUUCUGUGGCGCACAGACCCAAGUAAGCCACCGGAAGUUUACGAAUUCUGCACGUGGUGUUCGGAGUCAAUGCCUCGCCAUUCCUAG
Molecule: messenger RNA, 1260 nt
Organism: Sycon ciliatum
Lineage: Eukaryota; Metazoa; Porifera; Calcarea; Leucosolenida; Sycettidae
Exons: 1
Coding region: 1-1260 (419 amino acids)
Source: RefSeq, a predicted model, not a curated record